GCGGCCGGUUAAAGAGCGCGCUUCCAGGCCGGCCACGUGUGCCUCCAGGAGGUUCAAUGGCGUGGCGGGGGUUGACAGCCGAGUUCUUGCAGGUGCCGGCGGUGACGCGGGCCUACACUGCAGCCUGCAUCCUCACCACGGCCGCCGUGCAGCUGGAACUCCUGAGUCCCUUCCAGCUCUACUUCAACCCGCAUCUCGUGUUCCGGAAGCUGCAGGUCUGGAGGCUCGUCACCAACUUCCUCUUCUUCGGACCCCUGGGGUUCAGCUUCUUCUUCCACAUGCUCUUCGUGUUCCGCUACUGCCGCAUGCUGGAGGAGGGCUCCUUCCGGGGCCGCACGGCUGAUUUUGUCUUCAUGUUCCUCUUCGGUGGCUUCCUUAUGACCCUGCUGGGACUGCUGGGCAGCUUGUUCUUCCUAGGCCAGGCGCUCACUGCUAUGCUGGUGUACGUCUGGAGCCGCCGCAGCCCACAAGUGAGGGUCAACUUCUUUGGCCUGCUCACCUUCCAGGCGCCAUUCCUGCCCUGGGCGCUCAUGGGCUUCUCGAUGCUGCUGGGCAACUCCAUCCUCGUGGACCUGCUUGGGAUCGCUGUGGGCCACAUCUAUUACUUCCUGGAGGAUGUCUUUCCCAACCAGCCAGGAGGCAAGCGGCUGCUGCUGACGCCUGGCUUCCUGAAACUGCUACUGGAUACCCCUGAGGAGGACCCCAAUUAUCUGCCCCUCCCUGAGGAGCAGGCAGGACCCCCACAGGCUCCACCCCCGCAGCAGCAGUGAGCCCACCGGCAGGUGCCAGCAGCUGAGCAACGGCUUGAGCCAAACCCACCCAAAUAAACAAUGACCUGCAGCCUCAGCUCCACCUGCCCUCUGAGCCUCACGGGAGAGGGUAGGAUGGAGGGGACAUGGAGAACAGAAACACUGCCCAUGGGGCUCAGCAGAACUCAGAGCUCAUGGCUUACACCAGCCCAGCAGUACAGGGCUGGAGCAUCAGGCAAGCCUACCCACUCUGGGCCUCUACUCCUGCCUCCAAGUGAGCUGGCUGGGCAGGACCGGGCGCUCCCAAGCACUCCAUCUGCAGAUGCCCUGCCUAUCAUGGAUCCUUCACGUUGGUGCCCAUCAGCAACCCUGGCACAUGUCCAGCUGGCGAAGGAGGCCCCAUGGGGUCAGGUGCAGAGGAAGACCGGGACUGGGUCUUCCCAUUUGUGACCUCAGGGCCUUGACUUUUCACCUGCUAAGUCCCGUGACUGGCACAGGGAGACAGCCCCGGCCUUGCCAGCUUAGCUGGGACCUGUUGCCACCACUGCUCACAGCUCCCUCUUCUUUUCCGUGGCAUGUGCAUCCAGCACCCUGACCAGCCUUCCUGGGUGUUCCAGGCCUGCCGAUGCUGCAGACUGACUUCGCUCUGCAGGGAAACCUCAUGGAGCACCUGCUUCCUUUGGCAUGCAGGCUGCCAGUACUCUGAAUGCAUGGGCCUGGGGAAAAAAGGCAGGCAGGGCUUCCCUCCAUCCCACCAGGUGGGGUGGGGAAGGACACAGAGCUGGCCCCCAAUCAUACCCUGAGCAGACUUCCCCGGCCUGGGAGGCCUGGCUGUCCCCUCACUGUGGGACUGCGGUGACUCCACUCUGUGACAGGAGACCCAAGAACAACGGGCUCCAGGGUCGGCUCCUGGGAGCCCCCAGCUCUUACAGCCAGGCCUGCUGGCCACUCACAGUCCCAAGCCCUGCUCAGUUCUACGCCUGCCCUGGCAAGGAAGGACUUGCCAGCCAGGUAAUGGCACUGAGCUGCCCUCACAGAUGCUUCCAUAUCGUCCACAAGGUCGUGGGGACUAAAAAACUCUUGCCGGGGGGUGGAGACCUGGGAGAAUAACUGGCACAUCCAGCCCUGAGCCAGCAGGGGCCGUCGUCCUCCCAGCCCUCCCAGGAGGAAGGAGCUGCCCGGGGAGCAAGGCCAGAGCACGUAUCGUCAGGCCCUGCUGUGCCCAGGCUGGUGCUGUCCCCACAGUGCUACAAGGAACCCCAGCCUCCACAAGGUCAAGUAGUGGCCCCAAACAGCAGCAG
This is a messenger RNA of Ochotona curzoniae (black-lipped pika), 2050 nucleotides long. RefSeq names its product derlin 3 (gene DERL3). Bases 57 to 770 code for a protein of 237 amino acids. Lineage: Eukaryota; Metazoa; Chordata; Mammalia; Lagomorpha; Ochotonidae. Gene Ontology annotation, biological process: endoplasmic reticulum unfolded protein response. The transcript has 7 exons. Gene Ontology annotation, molecular function: ubiquitin-specific protease binding; misfolded protein binding. Gene Ontology annotation, cellular component: endoplasmic reticulum membrane; Hrd1p ubiquitin ligase ERAD-L complex. The record is from RefSeq and is a predicted model, not a curated record.